AUGUCUGCCAUUCUCUCCGAUGAUGAGGAAGGCAACAUCAGUAUCAGCUCACAAAGCUUGGAGCAUUUUAAAGCUACCAGCGGCAAUCACAUGGCCAGAAUAAAUAAAAGAUGGUCGAGCAGCUCGAGUGAUAAACGUCCGAAGCUUGCACGACCAACCGACGCAGUUCAUGAAAAUAUAACAGCCAAUUUCAUUUCUCCUGGACAGCUGUAUUCGACUGAAUCUGGACGGCUCUUCCAUGCAGGUAAAAUACUAAUAGUACUAGUUGGGCUGCCGGCUACGUCGAAGACUUUGCUGUCAGUGGCAAUCACAAGAUAUACUAAAUGGUUGGGAGUACGUACACGCUCCUUUCAUGUAUCUGAGUACAGAAGGCAAAAGUCCAAUGCAGACUCUAUUGAGUUCCCUAAUGACUAUUUUUCAGCCAAACCGACGACUGAAAGAGGUCGCAAAGUGCGCAAGGAGACUAUCAACCAGGUCUUAACGGACAUGAUUGCAUUUUUCGACAAAGAUGAGGGCCAACUGGCGAUAUAUGAUGCGUUAAACAUUUUGGAAGAAGAAAGGAGCCAUCUUGAUAAACUGUUUCUGGGAUUGAAUAUCAAGGUACUUUUUAUUGAGUCUGUGAUUACUGACCCUCAGCUGAUUAAACACAAUGUUGAGAUGGCAUCCAAAUCUGCCGACUACCAAGGAUGGACAAAAUCGGAAGCAAAAAGUGACUUCAUGAACAGAUUAAUGGUGAACAAAAAAUUGUAUGAAGAAAUGAAACCAGAGGAGAACCUGAGCUACCUGAAAUACAUAAAUUUCGGAGAAAAACUGAUUGUGAAUAAUAACCACUAUGGGUAUCUGAUCAACAAGAUUGUUUUCUUCCUGAUGAAUCUGCGUGACAAAAAGGGCUGUGUUUAUUUUGCUCGUUGCGGCACAAGUGAUCAGGAUAACUACAUUGACGAUGAGGUGCUGAACGUGGAAGGUAUUCACUACUCUAAAGUCUUGACUGAUUUGGUUUUGAAGACAAUAAAUUCCAGGCGAAUCUCACAAUGCUCCACACCCGUAGAUGUAGGCUCAUGGCAAAAUUCUCCUUCAAGUGGCCCCACCAGAUCGGCUUCGCCAUUAAUACCAACAUCCGCAACUUUAAGACGCUCGGAAUCUACAGGAAAUACUUCAAUGAGGCAGCCCGCAUCUGGUGAUGGCGGUGAUGAAGAUUCUUUUGUUGUAUGGACUGCGCCAAGAAAACGUACUUACGAUACGGCUAUGUUUUUCAUAGAAAAAGGAGUAAAUGUGAGACAGUGUUCUCAACUUCAACAAUUACACCCUGGUGUUGUUGCAGAUGUAUCUGAAGAUGAAAUUAAACACAAUUUCCCGGAGGAAUACAAGGAGUGCUUGAAAGACCCUUAUCAUUACAGAUACCCUCGGGCUGAAUCUUAUCAUGAUUUAGCUGUGCGCAUGGAACCUCUUUUACUUGAAAUGGAGCGUAUGCGCGGCGAUAUAUUAAUUAUUGGUCAUGAAUCGACUCUUCGGGUUCUUUACGGAUAUCUGAUGGCUUGCUCAUGCUCCGAAAUUCCGAGCUUGAAAUUUACUCGAAAUGAGCUUAUCGAGAUAUCCUUCAGUCCUUAUGAGAAUAAAGUGAGAAGGAUUCCCAUUCCAAUUAAUCAAAAAGCAUCGUGA
Lachancea fermentati is the source of this 1659-nucleotide messenger RNA. The record is from the annotation of a GenBank genome assembly. NCBI's taxonomy places the organism in Eukaryota, Fungi, Ascomycota, Saccharomycetes, Saccharomycetales, Saccharomycetaceae.